This is a messenger RNA of Lolium perenne, 899 nucleotides long. The record is from RefSeq and is a predicted model, not a curated record. NCBI's taxonomy places the organism in Eukaryota, Viridiplantae, Streptophyta, Magnoliopsida, Poales, Poaceae.
CCGCCCCGGCCUGCCUCAUCCAACUCACGCGCGCGACCGCUAGGGCUCCCCUGCACCACCGUCGCCCUGGACAAGGACAAACGCGGCCACCCCUGCUCCUCUCCGUCGACGUGAGGGAACCAGCGCCACCAUCGAGGAAAGGCCGCCGCCGCCACCCCUGGUCCUCCGCCUCUGGCACGAGGCCGCUGAUCCGUCCCUGCUCCUCUUCUCCAGCGCGAGGACGCCGCACUGCCCCUGCUUCUCCCCCACUGAGGCAAAUAGGAUGGCGUAGGGGCGGGGGAGGAGAAGAAUCUUCCUCUUCGCGGCGAGCCAUGCAUCUGUCGAUAUGGAAGCCCCUUUCCCACUGCGCGGUCGCCGGCGUCGGGAGCAGCGGCGGGGCGGGCGGCGCCUCCAGGAAAGGAAGCUGUGCUGUGGGAGGCGCUGGAGGAGGCAUCCGAGGAGGGGUGUCUCACCAAGUCCAGCGACGUGGCGCUCCUCGACGCCGGGGGCGGCGGCUCCGUGGGCCAGUCGCGGUUGCUGGCGCGGCUCAACGCGCAGCGCCAGUUCCUGCGCGACACGGCGCUGGAGGCCGAGCGCGCCUUAUCUACAAGGAGGAGCAACGCCCUGAAGAAGCUCAUGCUGUUGCUAGGCCAAGGAAGAAGCUUAAGGAGCUGCAUUCCUUCACAUUUAGCUACGAUGUAAUGGUUCACAAUCCAGAGUACAGCUUCAUUGUGAUCUAAUGUUUAAGCAAUAUUAAGAAUUCAGAGUUAUUGUGGUUAUCGCUUUAGCGAGCAGCCGCAACCCGCUUUUGACGAGGUGACUGUAAAUUGUGGUUAGCGCUUGUUCCAUCUAUUGCUGAACUUGCUUGGUGCGAUGCUGUAAACAUUGGUUCAAUGAAGUCUGAAGAGGUGUUUCUCUAA